AUGGAUCUUUUGCGAUUUUUAGAGCACCCAUCAUUUCUACUAUUCAGACGAUUUUCUCAUGCAAAUAUUGAUCGCUCUCUCAAUAGACGUCGAAAGCUUCUGAAACAAUCUCAUUGAUGAAAAAACUAUUCUCCGGAAAGCACUUCAACAGUAAAAUGAACGACGCUUUCCCAUCAUGGUGUGAUUUUCCCUCCUCCUUAUAGUCCUCAUAAAAUUCCAAUAAUUUAUGAAGGAAAUCCUAUUAUACUUAAGCCUCAUCAAGAAGAGGCAGCUACACUUUGAGCUUCUGUAAUAGGAACCCAAUGAGAAACCAAAGAAACUUUUCGAAAAAAUUUCGAAAGAUCAUUUCUUGAAACAUUGGGGAAAAGACACAAAAUAAAGUCACUUGAUAAAUGCGAUUUCUCUCAGAUUGUGGAAUAUUUAGAAAAGGAAAAAGAAAAUAAGAAAAAUAGAACAGCUGAAGAAAAAAGAGCUGAAAAAGAAGAGAAACUAGCACUUUAUAAGAAAAAAGGAUAUGCAGUAGUAGAUGGGGUUAAAGAAAAAAUACUGAAUUUUGUUGUAGAACCUCCAGGAUUGUUUAGAGGAAGAGGAGAUCAUCCAAAAGCGGGGCUAAUUAAAAGAAGAAUUAUGCCUGAAGAUGUAACAAUUAAUAUUGGAGAAGAUAGCAAAAUUCCUAGCCCUCCAUACUUUAAGAGCGAGCAAAACCAUUGUAAAAUCCCUAUUACGGAAAAUUAGCUCUUUUUAAGAGGAGUAAAAAUUUUUUUCUAAUACAAUUUGUUUUAUAUAAAAUAUUUUAAUUUUAAAUAGUUAAACUCUCUUCAUAAUUAUAUUUUUAUACUUGAUAAUUUUUAAAUAUUUCAAUAUUUUUAUCAAUAAUUUCAAAUAAUUUAAUAUGAUCAAUUAUUCCUUCAAUUUUUCUAAUCCAAAAUAUAAAAUAUUUUUAUAUAAAGUUAUUUCUAUAACGAGAUUUCGAGCUAGUUAUACUUAAACUUACAAUUUACAUUCUUAAACAUAGAUUUUAUAAAUUAAUUAGAUUUUUCGUUUCAAAUGUUUGCAAAUUUGGAAUUAAAAUAUAGGACAAAAUUUUUAUAUAUAAUUUAAUAUGAAAAAUAAAUUAUCUCUUUUAAAACAAAAAUCUUUCUCACUUUUAAAGGGGAGUAAAUGCCCUGUGAGAGGUCAUAAGUGAGGAAAUAUUGUUCACAAUCAUACAGUUACAUGGCUUGCGUAUUAUAAAGAUCCAAUUUUGCCAAAUAGUUUUAAAUAUGUAUGGCUUGCUGCUACAUCUAAAAUGAAAGGACUUAAUGAUAUGCUGAAAUAUGAAAAAGCAAGAAAACUUAAAGAAUUUAUCGAUAAAGCUCGAGAAAGUUAUUGAUCUAAAAUCAAAUCAAGAAUUUUACUCGAUCGGCAAUUAGGAUCUGCUUUAUAUUUAAUAGAUAAAUUAGCAUUGAGGGUGGGAAAUGAAAAAUCUAAUGAAGAAGCUGAUACUGUUGGAUGCUGCUCACUUAGAGUUGAGCAUAUUAAAUUUGAAGAAGAUAACAAAAUCACACUUGAUUUUUUAGCGAAAGAUUGUAUGAGAUAUUAUAACACAAUACAAAUUGAUCCGGAAGUUUAUAAGAACUUGCAAGAUUUCACCAAAAAUAAGGACCUUGAUGAUGAUUUAUUUGAUUUAAUUAGAUCAAAUACACUCAAUGAUUACUUGAAAAGUUUAAUGGAAGGAUUAUCAUCCAAAGUGUUUAGAACGUUUAAUGCAUCAAUAAGGCUGCAGGAGCAAUUAGCAAUUUUCAAUGAAAAAAAUUUGCAAUUGGAGGAUAAAAUGCAAUUUUUUAUUAAAGCAAACAAAGAAGUAGCAUUGCUAUGCAAUCACCAAAAAACAGUUCCAAAAAACUUUGAUAAUCAAUUGGAAAGAAUUAAUUCACAAAUUACAAAGAAAAAGAGCAAAAUAGAAAACCUGGAAAACCAUGCAAAAGAGUUGAGGAAGAAGAAAAGACUGGCAAAAUCAGAAAAUGUGAAAAAAAGAAUUACAACAAAUAUUAAAAAUACAAAGAAAAUGAUUGAGAAGGUAAAGGAUGAUAUUGAGAAGUUGGAGACUAGAAUAGAAAUGAAAGAAGAUACGAAAAAUAUUGCUUUAGAGACCUCGAAGAUAAAUUAUAUAGAUCCGAGAAUAGUAGUAUCGUGAUGCAAGAAAAAUAAAGUUCCACUCGAUAAAGUAUAUAGCAAGUCUCUUACUCCAUCCCUCCAUGAGUGAGCAAAAUAAAUUGGUCGUUAUGGGUUUUAAUUUUUUUUUCCCUAAAUUUAUAAAAAUCCAAUUUUUCGAAAAUUGGAAAGCUAAAAUUUAUGUUUUAAAAUGCAAGCUGUUUUAAGUUCAACAAUUUUUAUUAUAAUAGCUAUUAUUUAUAUAAUCAAAAUUUUUAUAAAAAAAAAUUAAUAUUGAAAAGAUUUUUUAUUCGUACACACAUAGAGGGUGGGUUUUUACCCAAAAAAGGGAUAUUUCAAAUGGCUUUGUUAACUCACGGAGGCAGGGGGGAAGUUAAAGAAAAGUUUAAAUGGGCAAUGAACACAGAACCAGACUGGGUAUUUUAA
Messenger RNA from Blepharisma stoltei, 2580 nucleotides. The record is from the annotation of a GenBank genome assembly. NCBI's taxonomy places the organism in Eukaryota, Ciliophora, Heterotrichea, Heterotrichida, Blepharismidae.